ACCCCCACUGAAUAUAUAUUUACAAGGGGCCAUCAAGUUUCUUAUAACCAAACCACCAAUUCAAAGCUUCUAUCAUUCAUUAGCAUCCCUCUCUCUCUCUGGUAAUAACUGUUUUUUUGCUGACUAUGGAAUCAUUCUACCUCCGCAAAGUUACUAUAUGCUCACGGAUUCCUGCAUCAUCAACCAAACCAUUCUAAAGCAAAAAGAAAAAGAAAAACGUUUCAUGGAGGAAGAACGGCGUGUUGUUCUGUUCGGAAAAUACGAAAUGGGAAGGCUUUUAGGCAAAGGAACCUUCGCCAAAGUCUACCACGCAAAACACAUCACCACCGGCGAGAGCGUGGCGAUCAAGAUCAUCAACAAAGACCACGUGAUGAAACGCCCCGGGAUGAUGGACCAGAUCAAGCGCGAGAUCUCCAUCAUGAGGCUCGUCCGCCACCCCAACGUCGUCGAGCUCAGAGAAGUCAUGGCGACGAAGACGAAGAUCUUCUUCGUCAUGGAGUUCGUCAGAGGCGGCGAGCUCUUCGCAAAAGUCGUCAAAGGAAAGCUCAAAGAAGACGCGGCGCGCAGGUACUUCCAGCAGCUGAUCUCCGCCGUCGAUUUCUGCCACAGCAGAGGCGUCUCCCACCGAGACCUCAAGCCGGAGAAUCUCCUCGUCGACGAGAACGGAGAUCUCAAAGUCUCAGACUUCGGUCUCUCCGCUCUCCCUGAGCAGCUUUUACAAGACGGGCUGCUACACACCCAGUGCGGGACCCCUGCUUACGUGGCCCCCGAGGUUUUACGUAAGAAAGGGUACGAUGGCGCGAAAGCGGAUAUAUGGUCGUGCGGCGUCGUUUUGUACGUGCUCUUAGCUGGAUACCUUCCGUUUCAGGAAGAGAAUCUCAUGAACAUGUAUAGAAAGAUCUUCAAGGCGGAGUUCGAGUUCCCGCCGUGGUUCUCACCGGAGGCGAGGAGGCUGGUCUCGAAGCUCCUCGUAGUCGAUCCCGAUCGCCGGAUCUCCAUCCCGCCGAUCACCCGCACGCCGUGGUAUCGGAAAAGCUUCAAGGCUCCGGUGACGACGGUGGUCGACUCGCCGGGAAACGACGGCGCGGCGGCGGAGGAGGAGGGAGCGGCGGUGACGGCGAAGUUUUUCAACGCGUUCGAGUUCAUCUCGUCGAUGUCGUCGGGGUUCGAUCUGUCGAGUCUGUUCGAGAGCAAGAGGAAGGUGAGGUCGGUGUUCACGUCGCGGCGGACGGCGGCGGAGAUAGCGGCGAGGAUGGAAGGGAUCGGGAAGGAGAUGGGGAUGGAGGUGAAGAGGACGAAGGAUUUUAUGGUGAGGAUGCAGGGGAAGACGGAGGGGAGGAAGGGGCGGAUAUCGGUGACGGCGGAGGUUUUCGAGGUCGCGCCGGAGGUCGCCGUCGUGGAGCUGUGUAAAUCGGCUGGAGACACUCUGGAGUAUAAUAAGUUGUACGAGGAACAGGUCAGGCCGGCGUUGAAGGACAUCGUGUGGUCGUGGCACGGUGACAAUAAUAAUAAUAAUAUUAAUAUUAGUGACAGUAAUGAUAAUAAUUAUAUUAGCGAUGAAAACUCUGGUAGUGACUGUGAGAGAAUAUAAUGAUAGUAAUGUGAAGCUGUUAAUUUUGUUUUGUUUAAUCGCUUGUUAAUGUUAUUAUUAGACUCGGGGAGAUUUUUGUAAAUCAUGGUUUUAUAUUAGGGACCCUUUUUAACACCUUAA
Molecule: messenger RNA, 1711 nt
Organism: Raphanus sativus (radish)
Lineage: Eukaryota; Viridiplantae; Streptophyta; Magnoliopsida; Brassicales; Brassicaceae
Product: CBL-interacting serine/threonine-protein kinase 5
Exons: 1
Coding region: 158-1591 (477 amino acids)
Biological process (GO): signal transduction; protein phosphorylation
Molecular function (GO): protein kinase activity; ATP binding
Source: RefSeq, a predicted model, not a curated record